Molecule: messenger RNA, 1216 nt
Organism: Coprinopsis cinerea okayama7#130
Lineage: Eukaryota; Fungi; Basidiomycota; Agaricomycetes; Agaricales; Psathyrellaceae
Product: oxidoreductase
Exons: 4
Coding region: 83-1216 (377 amino acids)
Molecular function (GO): nucleotide binding
Source: RefSeq, a predicted model, not a curated record
CAAGACUCGACGAGAUGUUUAAAAGGGGCAGAAUGUCCUAGAGGUCGUCAUCAUACAAUCCACCCACUCGAAUACGUCAAUAAUGUCUUCUACUUCACCUAUCAAAGUCGGUUUCGUCGGUCUCUCCAGCAAAGGCUGGGCAUCCCAAUCGCUCGGACCAGGUCUCACCCAGCCCUCCCUCCGCGACAAGUACGCCCUCGUCGCCGUCUCAACCACCUCCCCCGCCUCCGCACUCGAAUCCGCAAAGAAGUGGUCCGUAGCAGCCGGUCGGGAAGUGAAAGCCUACCACGGCGGCGUCACGAAUCUCAUCGAGGGGGAGAAGGAUAAUGUGGAUCUGGUUGCGAUUUCGGUGAAAGCGCCUAGUCAUCGGGAUGUGGUGCUGAAGGUGAUCGAGGCGAGGAAGGAUUUCUUUGUGGAGUGGCCUGUUGGGAAGAGUCCGGCUGAGACGAGGGAGAUUAGGGAUGCGGCGAGCAAGGCGGGGGUUAGGGCGCUUGUUGGCUUGCAGGGGCGUCAUUCGCCGGUUAUUAAUAAGGUUAAAGAGAUCAUUGCGAGUGGGAAGAUUGGGAAGGUUCUUUCCUCGAAUAUCAUCGGAAACAUCGCUCUCGACAAUCAAGUUUGGUUCAAUGAAGCGUCGAACGCUCGAUACCUCCUCGAUAAAGCCAACGGUGCGACUCACUUGACGAUUCACAUCGGCCACCACCUCGACAACCUCACCUACCUCCUCGGAAACUUCACCUCCAUCAGCGCUACGGGCGUGACCCACUACCCAAAGACGACGGUCCUCGACGGUUACAACGGCAAACCCACAGGCGAGGUCCUCCCAGGUAUCGGGAACGACCAUCUCGCGAUCACGGGUACACUCUCCACCGGCAUCCUCGUCACCUCCGUCUGGAAAUCCGUCAACAGCACCACCCCAGGCCGCAACAACUUCCUGUGGGAGAUCGAUGGUACCGAGGGCACGAUUCGGUUGACGAAGGAGGGUACGCCGAUGGCCUCGUUUACGAGUUUGUGCGAGCCGGAUUUGUAUGUUAAUGGGGAGAAGGUGGAGGUGGAGGGGAGCGAGAAGGGUGUGGUUGGGUUUGUGGAGAGAAAUUGGGAGGAGUUUGCGAAGGGUGAGAAGGGGAGGCAUGCGACGCUUGAUGAUGCGGUUAGGUUGAAGAGCUAUUUGGAGGCUAUUGACGAGAGUUUGGAGAGUGGGAAACGGGUUAGUUUUUGA